Messenger RNA from Vicia villosa (hairy vetch), 2361 nucleotides. RefSeq names its product NADH-ubiquinone oxidoreductase chain 4. The record is from RefSeq and is a predicted model, not a curated record. NCBI's taxonomy places the organism in Eukaryota, Viridiplantae, Streptophyta, Magnoliopsida, Fabales, Fabaceae. Gene Ontology annotation, biological process: ATP synthesis coupled electron transport; aerobic respiration; electron transport coupled proton transport. Bases 751 to 2328 code for a protein of 525 amino acids. Gene Ontology annotation, molecular function: NADH dehydrogenase (ubiquinone) activity; ubiquinone binding. The transcript has 4 exons.
AAAUUAAUAACCAAAAAGCUCUGCGUCGAACUUCAGCCCCUUCGAGUUGGCGACGGGGCAACAGCCUCUGACGCCCCACACCAUUGCGGCAGGAGGAGGCUUGCCCAUCAGCCUACUUUGCCAAGACGUGGCAGGAGCGCAACGACCUAGCCCAAACCUACUAAAACUAAAGGCCUUAAUGUCAAAUAAAAAAACCGAGGAAAAUAACGUCAAGUAGAAACGAACAAGGUCUUACGGCACGAUCGCUAUCUCUUUUAUUUUUCUUUAUCUCUCCUCUAUAGAAAGAGGGGAUGAUACGUGGCGUGGUAUACCUGAUCGUUUGGUCAACGAGACGUACGUAAGUCGACAUAGCUCCAUUUAUAUUAAAAUUCUUUUUUUUCUUUCACUUAGCCCGCCUCUCCCCGGACCAACCCGGAUCUGCCCUCGAAAGUCUCUCUGCAUUUUGGGAGCAGAGCAUGCAAAAUCGAGCAAUGAAUCUUAGAAAAAUCUCCUCGGGUCUCUAAAAAUCUAUAAAAAUGAAAAGCCCGGGUAGAAGCACAAGCAAAAGGAGAGAGGAAAAGUAAAAAAAGGAAGGGGGGAGGAGACUCGCCUCAAUACUUCCCACUGGACGAGAGGCGCACCUAACCCACCUACCCACUCAUCAAUCACGGUGUUCAGCUGACUUGCACUGAUAGACCCCUAUUGUAUUGGAAUUAGGCGCCCAUCUUUUGACUGUUGUCAACUAAUCUCUUCAAUGUUCGAUUCUACUCUAUGUUAGAACAUUUCUGUGAAUGCUAUUCUGAUCUAAGUGGUCCUAUUCUGUGUCCCGUGCUAGGAAGCAUUAUUCCUCUUUUCAUUCCAAAUUCAAGAAUACGACCGAUACGAUUGAUUGGUCUGUGUGCCUCUCUUAUUACUUUUUUGUAUUCCCCUGUUCCUCGGAUACAAUUCGAUCCUUCUACGGCCAAAUCUCAAUUUGUGGAAAGCCUUCGAUGGCUUCCUUAUGAAAACAUAAAUUUUAAUUUGGGUAUAGACGGUCUCUCUUUUUUCUUCGUGAUAUUGACCACAUUUCUGAUCCCUAUUUGUAUUUUAGUGGGUUGGUCUGGUAUGAGAAGUUAUGGGAAAGAGUAUAUUACAGCAUCUCUAAUUCGUGAAUUUCUAAUGAUCGCCGUGUUCCGCAUGCUGGAUCCUCUACUAUUCUAUGUUCUUCCCGAAAGCGUGCUAAUCCCUAUGUUCAUUAUUAUAGGGGUAUGGGGUUCGAGACAAAGAAAGAUCAAGGCAGCAUAUCAGUUUUUCCUUUAUACUUUACUUGGAUCUGUUUUUAUGCUAUUAGCUAUUCUGUUGAUUCUUUUCCAAACAGGGACCGCCGAUUUACAAAUAUCAUUAACCACAGAAUUUAGUGAGCGGCGCCAAAUCUUUCUAUGGAUUGCUUCUUUCGCCGCUUUCGCCGUCAAAGUGCCUAUGGUACCAGUUCAUAUUUGGUUACCCGAAGCUCAUGUAGAGGCACCUACGGCAGGAUCCGUCAUCUUGGCAGGAAUUCCUUCAAAAUUGGGAGCCCACGGGUUUUUAAGAUUUUCAAUACCCAUGUUUCCCGAAGCAACACUUUGUUCCACUCCUUUCAUUUAUACUCCAAGCGCGAUUGCUAUAAUCUAUACUUCCUUGACCACUUCAAGACAGAUCGAUCUUAAGAAGAUCAUUGCUUACUCCUCAGUAGCCCAUAUGAAUCUGGUGACUAUUGGUAUGUUUAGUCGGGCGGCGGCCGUUAGGUCACCUAUUUUUAGUUAUGGACACAAAAGACAAGGCCAAAACAUGUGUGCCGGGCGUGCGACCCAUCAACCUACGAACAUACAGGGAAUUGGAGGUAGCAUUCCACCGAUGUUAAGUCAUGGACUGGUUCCUUCAGCCCUUUUUCUAUGUGUUGGUGUUCUAUAUGACCGACAUAAGACUCGACUUGUUAGAUAUUACGGAGGGUUAGUGAGCACCAUGCCGAAUCUCUCUACCAUUUCCUUCUCUUCCACUUUGGCCAAUAUGAGUUCACCUGGUACUAGCAGCUUUAUCGGGGAAUUUCCCAUCUCAGUAGGAGCUUUCCAAAGAAAUAGCUUAGUAGCCACAUUAGCAGCGCUUGGGAUGAUUUUAGGCGCGGCGUAUUCCCUUUGGCUAUAUAAUCGUGUGGUUUCUGGAAAUUUAAAAGCCGAUUUCCUCCAUAAAUUCUCCGAUCCAAAUGGCAGAGAAGUUUCCAUAUUUAUACCUUUUCUUGUUGGAGUUGUUCGGAUGGGUGUUCACCCCAAAGUGUUCCCGGACCGCAUGCAUACAUACGUAAGUAACUUAGUGCAACAUGGCAAAUUUAAUUGAGAGGAAUCAGCAAAGAAAAGAAAAACGGGUCAA